ACAACAUUUAAAAACGCAGGAAAUGGAAUUACAGAAACAUAACAUUUUACGGGGACAUGUGCAUUGUCGCUAAGUGCAAUUUCGCAACGUUGCAUUUCAGUCAUGUGUACCUUAUUACCUUUAAUAAUAAAUGCGGUUAAUAUUUUUCUUGCGAUUUCCACGGAUGUUAGUCCGGAAAUUAAUAAAUAUUGCAGAGAGAAAAAUAGAUUGAUCUCGUCAGAAGAUAUCGACGAAUAUCUCCUAGUGGAUGCAGAAGUAAACACAACUAUUUUGCUUGAAUGUCACUUCUGCCGGGACCAAGAUGAUAAUCAGACAAAAAUGUGGUACUUUCAAGAUCGGUUUCGAUCAAUGCCCGAAAAACAAAUUGAAUUAGAAACGAACAAUAUAUCGUUCAACAGGGUUUAUCUUAAUCCACAAUUGUCAUUAGUUAUAAAAGAUUUUGACAACUCCGAUGCUGGAAUUUAUCGCUGUCGCGGAAAUGAAGGACAAGAGGAAGAAUAUAAAUUUAAUUACAGGCUUGAGCCGGUUUAUAAAGAUGAGAGCAACACUUUAUCUCAAAAAGGAAAUCUAUCGGAUUGGGAAAAUUAUCGUGAAGUUAAUUUAGUUCCUGUUACUACUCGUUUUGCUGUUUCAAGAAUGUCAGGACUUCGUGAAAUUCGUGAAGCAGGCGUUAUUUUGGAAGCAGUUUCUGAAUGGGGUCCAUGGAGUGUCUGUGAACGGUGCAUUCACCGUCGAGGAUUUAAAACAAGCCGAGCUAAUUGCAGAGUGAAGAGUCGACCAGUUAAUGUAUUUAUUCAGAGUCAAAUAAAUUAUAUGUAAUA
Orussus abietinus is the source of this 821-nucleotide messenger RNA. RefSeq lists its product as uncharacterized. The transcript is spliced from 4 exons. Bases 103 to 819 code for a protein of 238 amino acids. Lineage: Eukaryota; Metazoa; Arthropoda; Insecta; Hymenoptera; Orussidae. The record is from RefSeq and is a predicted model, not a curated record.